CUAGCCAAGAUUACAGAGACAAAUGUGUGAUGGGGAUAGGGAUGGCGUCGUGAUCGUGAUUUAAUACAUAAAGCAUUGGGCAGCGAGGACAGGGGGAGACAUAUGCAGAGCAAUUGUAAUUUGUGAACAGGGGGUACAAGUCUGCAAAACAAGAUUGGAGUAGAGGGCAUCUUCAUAAAUACGUUACUUCAAAAGCAUUUCCGGCGCUCCCGUUCAGUAAAAAAUUCUGGAGAAUUAUCCUCAAAUUUUACUAUUGAUUUAAUUUUGAUCCUUAAACUGUAGUUUUUUUUUUUCCCGAAUUUGAUUCUUUUAGUAAUUGCACUUGUUCCUCUUGCCCAACUUUACAGACAACUAAUGGAAAUGAUCAAAUUCAAAAAAAAUAUUGACAGUUUGAGAAUCAAAAUUAUCAUAAUCAAAUUAGCGGAUAAGUUCGAGGAUGGAAAGUGUAAUUCGUCCUAAACAUCCUCCGCUCAAUAUUAUUUAUUUCAAAACCCCAAAAACCCCUCCGUUUCUUUAGGCGGGCCGGAAACCCCAUUCCAGAAUAAAAUUCAUUUGCCUUUGAUGCCAUUGCUGCUGGGUUGAGUAGGGUGAUGGCGGGUGAUGAACAGGCGCCGGCGGCCAACAACCUCAUUGGCGCCGCCACCGGAGUGGAGCCCCAGUAUAAGAUCGCCAAGACCUCCGUUUGGUGGGACAUAGAGAACUGCCAGGUGCCUAAAGCUUGCGACCCCCAUGUGAUUGCCCAGAACAUAAGCUCUGCCCUUGUCAAAAUGAAUUAUUGUGGACCUGUCACCAUCUCGGCGUAUGGCGAUACCACCCGCAUUCCCACCUCCAUCCAACACGCCCUCUCCAGCACCGGCAUCGCUCUCAACCACGUCCCCGCCGGGGUAAAAGAUGCAAGUGACAAGAAAAUAUUAGUUGACAUGCUAUUCUGGGCAGUCGACAAUCCUGCCCCAGCAAAUUAUUUGCUUAUCUCCGGUGACAGGGAUUUUUCAAAUGCUCUCCAUCAAUUACGCAUGCGAAGAUAUAAUAUCCUUCUGGCACAGCCCACUAAAGCAUCUGUUGCUCUUGUUGCUGCAGCUAAGUGUGUAUGGUACUGGACAAGCCUUGUCUAUGGGGGUUCGCCUUUCACUAGUAUUGAACAUUCAGAUGGUAUUAAUGCUUCUCAACAAGAAAUGAAGCAGACUUCUGUCUGUCAAAACAUUCUUUCAAAUGAACCUGCUUCUACCAAUGCUGUUAUUCUUGCUUCAGAAGGCCAGAAGUUCCCUGGUCCUGGAAGGAUUGCUGAUAGCUACCUUAAACUACCAUCCUUUUCAAAAGCUGCCAAUCGCGCUAACAUAACAAGGAUGACAAGUUUGCCCAUUAAACUUGAAGAAAGGAAAGACAUGCAGUUUUCUCGUCAACCAGAAAGUAUACCAGCAAAACAGUUUAUAACAGCACCUCACGAGUUCUUCGGUGCAGCCACAAAAGCCAUCGCAUCGAGUAGGUCUGCUCCAAAUCUAAUUCCCACCAUUAUCAAUACCUCAUUUAGCAACUCAACUAACCUUAAUGACAAUUUGCACAAUCAGUUCAUACAGCCUCGACCUCCUUAUGCUCCAGAAAAUUUGGUUCCCUACAAUUCUCAAAAUAAUAGUUUUCAUCCAGCUCCUGCAAGAUCAGAUGGACCUACAGUUUCUGCAGCAUUGUCUGCUGCACUCCCAGAUGUUAGCAAGCUUAGCAUGUCUAAUUACCCUGGUUUCUACCAGAAUGACCCAGUUUUAAUUCGUCAAAGUGGAGAAGAUUCUAGGUCUAAGUCCAUUGUAUCUCUGAAACCUAUUAGUUCUUUCUUAGAUGAUAAUGGCAGCGAUAAGUGCGAUAGCCAGAUGAUUUUCUCUGAGAAUGUGGAUGGUAAGUAUCUUCAUUCUAAACUUCCUAUUUCCUCAUCUUCUUCUGUGCCUGGUGUGUGGGGAAGUCAAGGAUGCCAACCGCCGCCUGAAUAUGUACAAGGCCUUAUAGGUGUUAUCUUACUAGCUUUGAAUACUCUGAAAGUUGAGAAGAUUGCACCUUCAGAAGCUAAUAUAACCGACUGUAUUCGCUAUGGUGAUCCAAAAUACCGCUACACUGAUGUAAGAAAGGCUUUAAAAUGUGCACUUGACCAACAAAUGAUAGUCAAGCAACAUUUAGGUAAGAUGGAGCUUUAUGUUGGUAGGAUUGAGAGGUUAUGGAUAUGUGAGAAUCCUAUCGGUGGUAAUACUGAACAGUACCCAAAAACAACCUGGGCUGCAAUUCAGAAGUUCCUAACUUCCCCAGGUGGGCGUUCGGCAUUUAUAGCAUCUGAAUGCAGGUAUGAAGCAGCCUUGAUUCUUAGAAAUUCAUGCUUAAAAACAACCCCCUUGGGUGAGGUAUUUCGGAUCUUGAAUAUGAUAAUUUCCAUGAAGAAAUGGAUCAAGCAUACACAAGGGGGAUGGCAACCUAUUGCUAUAACUCUUUUAGAAACUAAACAAGAUACUGGUGGUGGUUCUUGAUAUGGAGCAUCUGGUAAUGUAAUGCCCAAAAUUG
Molecule: messenger RNA, 2535 nt
Organism: Sesamum indicum (sesame)
Lineage: Eukaryota; Viridiplantae; Streptophyta; Magnoliopsida; Lamiales; Pedaliaceae
Biological process (GO): regulation of gene expression
Cellular component (GO): peroxisome
Molecular function (GO): RNA nuclease activity
Source: RefSeq, a predicted model, not a curated record